Molecule: messenger RNA, 5957 nt
Organism: Hippopotamus amphibius kiboko
Lineage: Eukaryota; Metazoa; Chordata; Mammalia; Artiodactyla; Hippopotamidae
Gene: MAN1A2
Product: mannosidase alpha class 1A member 2
Exons: 14
Coding region: 469-2451 (660 amino acids)
Biological process (GO): carbohydrate metabolic process; N-glycan processing
Cellular component (GO): endoplasmic reticulum; extracellular exosome; Golgi membrane
Molecular function (GO): calcium ion binding; mannosyl-oligosaccharide 1,2-alpha-mannosidase activity
Source: RefSeq, a predicted model, not a curated record
UGAGGUCCAGAGAUUCUGCGAUCGAAGCAUCGGAGGAGCUCAAGUGAACCUUCUACAAGUCCUUGGGUCCGCGCCAGGCUCCCUUUUGGGGCGGGAGACCACGUUGGAGCAUCUCCAGGAGGUGCAGGAAUGGAACAGCCCACCUUGCAUCCUCUGUGCGGUGUUGUUUGCCUGAUCUACCCUUAGGCAUGUAGAGGAGACUUGUAAUCACCCGGUGAGGCACUGAAAGCCCGAUGGCAGAGAAAAUAUCACAGGACUAAAGCUAGUGAUCGUCUGGGGGCCGCACUCGUUUCUGCAUGCAGUUGGAUGAGCGUGAAAGAGGUGCCCUAUUGAAAAGCACAACAGUCCUUUAAGAGGAGAAAAAUUGAGUUUCCCCAUUUUUGCCAAGAUUCUGAAGACUGUUCAAUGUAUCGUAUAUUUGUUUUAAGAUGAGAACUUUAUAAAAUAUUCUUCCCAAGAGCGUAAACGAUGACUACCCCAGCGCUGCUACCCCUCUCUGGACGAAGGAUACCACCUCUGAACCUGGGGCCGCCUUCCUUCCCGCAUCACAGGGCUACCUUGAGACUUUCUGAGAAGUUUAUCCUCCUCCUUAUUCUAAGUGCCUUCAUCACCCUGUGCUUUGGGGCAUUCUUCUUCCUUCCAGACUCUUCAAAACACAAACGCUUUGAUCUGGGUUUGGAAGAUGUGUUAAUUCCUCAUGUAGAUGCCGGCAAAGGGGCUAAAAACCCUGGAGCCUUCCUGAUCCAUGGACCAGAUGAACAUAGACACAGGGAGGAAGAAGAACGCUUGAGAAAUAAAAUUCGAGCUGAUCAUGAGAAGGCCCUGGAAGAAGCAAAAGAAAAAUUAAAAAAGUCAAGAGAGGAAAUACGAGCAGAAAUACAGACAGAGAAAAAUAAGGUCGUCCAAGAAAUGAAGACGAAAGAAAAAAAGCCACUGCCAGCAGUUCCUAAACCAAACCUUAUAGGAACACAUGGUGGAGACCCAGAAGAUAAUGACCUCAGAGAGAAAAGGGGAAAAAUUAAAGAGAUGAUGAAACAUGCAUGGGAUAAUUACAGGAUAUAUGGAUGGGGACAUAAUGAACUCAGACCUAUUGCAAGGAAGGGACACUCCACUAAUAUAUUUGGAAGUUCACAGAUGGGUGCUACUAUAGUAGAUGCUUUGGAUACCCUUUAUAUUAUGGGACUUCAUGAUGAAUUCCGAGAUGGGCAAAAAUGGAUUGAAAACAACCUUGAUUUCAGUGUGAAUUCAGAAGUGUCUGUGUUUGAAGUCAACAUUCGAUUUAUUGGAGGCCUACUUGCAGCAUAUUACCUUUCAGGAGAGGAGAUAUUCAAGAUUAAAGCAGUUCAAUUGGCUGAGAAACUCCUUCCUGCCUUUAACACACCUACGGGGAUUCCUUGGGCAAUGGUGAAUCUGAAAAGUGGAGUAGGGCGAAACUGGGGCUGGGCAUCUGCAGGUAGCAGCAUUCUUGCUGAAUUUGGUACACUACAUAUGGAAUUUGUCCACCUCAGCUACUUGACAGGAAACCCGAUUUACUACAAAAAGCAUUGUGCUGAAGUUCCUAGUCGGCAUGGCAAGAUAAGAAACAAAAUGAACAAAAAGGUCAUGCACAUUCGGAAACUACUUCAGAAAAUGGAUCGUCCAAAUGGUCUUUAUCCAAAUUAUUUGAACCCAAGGACGGGUCGCUGGGGUCAGUAUCAUACAUCAGUUGGCGGGCUAGGAGACAGUUUUUAUGAGUACUUACUAAAAGCAUGGUUGAUGUCAGAUAAAACAGACCAUGAGGCCAGAAAAAUGUAUGAUGAUGCUAUUGAGGCUAUAGAAAAACAUCUUAUUAGGAAAUCUCGUGGAGGUCUUACCUUUAUUGGAGAAUGGAAGAAUGGGCACUUGGAAAAGAAGAUGGGGCAUUUGGCCUGCUUUGCUGGGGGAAUGUUUGUACUAGGAGCAGAUGGUUCCGGAAUGGAUAAAGCUGGACAUUAUUUAGAGCUCGGAGCGGAAAUUGCACGUACAUGUCAUGAGUCAUAUGACAGAACAGCAUUAAAGCUAGGUCCUGAAUCAUUCAAGUUUGAUGGUGCAGUAGAAGCUGUGGCAGUCCGGCAGGCUGAAAAGUAUUACAUCCUCCGUCCAGAAGUAAUUGAAACCUAUUGGUACCUGUGGCGAUUCACUCACGAUCCAAGAUAUAGGGAGUGGGGCUGGGAAGCAGCACUGGCUAUUGAAAAGUAUUGCCGAGUCAGUGGUGGGUUUUCUGGGGUGAAGGAUGUGUAUUCCUCUACACCUACACAUGAUGAUGUACAGCAGAGCUUCUUUCUUGCUGAAACGUUAAAAUACUUGUAUCUGCUGUUCUCCAGUGAUGACCUUUUACCUUUAGACCACUGGGUAUUUAAUACAGAGGCUCACCCUCUGCCCGUGUUACAUUUAGCCAACACCACACUUUCAAGAAAUCCUGCUGUUCGGUGAAAGCAGCUCCAGAAAGACCAUUCGCACUUGUGUUUUGUUUACAUGGACCACUACAGAAAUUAGUCUGGAGAGGGGCCUUUUGAAAACCUGGACCUCUUAAGUCAACAUGGCAGGGUGAAACAUGACUGUUCCCCGCAGGACUUUUCAGCUUGUAGAUAUUUCAACUUUGAAAUGAUUCCAUUUUAUACCUGACCAAAACAUAUUCUGGUGUGUGUAGGACAGAGACCUGAUGUGCUUUGAUUCUUAAUGAGAUGGUCACAGUGAGAAAUCAUGCCUGUUACUACUUACUGUCUUCAGAGUCUUGGAAUCUGGAGUCUAGACUUUCUAAGAAUAAGCCAAGAACGUGGAGCACCUUGCAGGAGUUGGAGAUGGCCUUUGGAACCAAUUAUGUAUUUGUUUCCUUCCAAAGUGGAGCAGCUCUCAAGUCAAAAUAUGUAUGCAUUAUUUAUCCCUUUUUUCUCCAUUUUUAAUAAUGGAGUGAAUUAAAAUAAACAAGAACAAAAGAACAGUGUAACUGCACCGGCAGCAAGAAGACUCGAAACAGAAACAGAAUACCUAUCCCUGUCCGAAUUUUCAAGUUCCGCAUUAGAUGACCAGACUGGCAACCAUUUCACAUCUCAAUCUGUUCCAUUGAAAUUUCUUGGUUAAAUUUGUUUUCUCUGGAGGCAUGAUCUCACAAACAGUACUCUUCAAGUCUUUGUCUCCCUAUGGAAUCACUGAGACUGCUCUUUAUCAUAACCACUACUUGCGAGCCUGGGUUUGGGACCCUGUGCAUGUUGUUGGGUCGAGUGUUGGUAGCAUGACAAAAAGUGGGGAAAAUGCCGCAGUUUGUUGCCUUGAAACCUGUUCUAAGAGAAAGCCUUGGUUUUGUUGGUAGGAGAUUAUUUUUCCAAACCAGCAAAUCUACCAAGUAAGUUUUAUCUACUUUAACCUCAUAAACUUAGUAGAAUCCCUCAAUUUACAACUCUUUUUAUGUGGUUUGGCAAAAUUCACUGUAUUGUUAUGCAGCACUCAAUUGACCUCCAUGAGCCAAAUUACUUUGACAGUUUACUAAAUCAAAAACAAAAUAUAGUGAAACUUCCCUACCUGUUUUUGGGACAGGGAGCCUUUAUUAUCCCAUCAGAUGAGUGAGCUUUUCACAAAUAUGUUCUGUAAAAAAUAAAUUCAGCUUUUUUUUUCUCCAAGGAUAUUCACAGAAAUUCAAAGAAUCAAUCAGAAUAGCGUCAAAAUAAUUUUUAGUGAUUAAAAUGUGAUAUAAUUAAUUACACUAAAUUUGGGAUAUAUCUAAGGGGCUUUCUCUUACCAUAAAUAGAUUUUGCAAUGAUAUUUCUUUUUAAAAAAAAUUACUAUUUCUCUAUAUUGGGAGGGAUAACUUAAAUUUUAUCAAGAACUAUAAGAUAAGUAUCUAAGACAUAAAUUUUCUGUCCCUUGGGCUUAUGUCACAGUGCAAGACACUUUUUCUUCCUUACAUUUAAUACAGACAGCUUCCAUUGACAGUAAUAGUUGGGAGUAGUAUUAUUAGUCAGUAUUUACUCUGAAGAUUUCAUGAAAACAGUGUGCAGGAAGCCCACCUUAGAGUUCUGAAGGCUUAUUUUCUUAUUUUGAUAGUUUUUCUUUUUACUCUUUUAUUACCAUGUGGUAGAUUUCAAUUGGAAAAAGAUUUAAUAAAUUAAUAUAAUUAAAUAUUUUUUAAGGGUGAUCAUCUUAUACAACAAAUAGUCAAACAGUCCUCACAUUUCAGCGAAUGACCCAUAAAUAAUAACCAUGUCAAGAUUUUCAGUAUACAUAGAAAGUAAGAAUGCAGAGCCAGUUGCAUUAAUUAAAUCUUUAGGAGAGUUAAAUUUUAGUACGUAUUUUAAGAUUAUAAUGUCUUUUGCUAACUGAAAAAUUAAAAUUUUUAAAUGAAAAGUGCAGACGACUAACUUUAGAAGAGAAAGGGGCAAGUAUUUCGUGCUCAAAAAAUGUUAGCUUUCCUCCUAAAAAUAGCACAAGCCCACUUAUGAGUCACUAAAAAAAAAUGAAAACCUUGACUUGGUGAAAGACCCAGAGGAGCUGUAGAGAUGGCAGUGAAUCCUCCCUCACUUCGUUUAGAAGAUGGGUGACUGGAGCUCGAGAGAAGGCAGAGGAAUGUACAAGCAUGGCCAGUUUUGGUUCAAGCAAAAAGUUUGAGGGAGACAAAGGAAGAAUUUUCUUUACCAUCCCCCAUACCUUCCUUGUGAUGAUGAGAAGAUUAGAACUUCUGAGAAUGCUUCCUGUUUUUUUUUCCUCUGAAUACCAAAGGCAGUUAAAUUUAAGUCAGCUACAAAUGACUUGCCAGUGUUGUGUCUUAUUUUUGUUAUAGAUUUAAAAAAUUAUUUUCUCCAAGAUCAAUCCUUAUUCCAUAGUAUCCCAUAUUCUGCUUAGUUUCCAAGAAUAUUCUUUACUUUGUUCUCUCCUUUACAGUCCUUUGCAUCGUGUAGACCUUAUCACUCAGGUUAAAUACUCAUUACAUUUAUAAGACCUUCUGCAAAGAGCGCAGAAAUGCUCCUUUCCAGGUGCCUCCUCAAAAGCAGACACAUUACUUUGUGCCUUUGGCACAAAUGUGCAGAGUAGAUAGAUCAUUUGUUAUAUAAGAGAAAAAAAUAGAGAUGUUGAGCACCCCCUCUACCUUCUAUAUUUAUUUUUCUUUUAAAAUUUUAGAAUCACACUUUUUGGUUCAAACCAAUAUAAAGUUGUUAAAACCAAGAGAAUGUGGUCCCAACCAAAAAGAAGUCUCAGUGCAGAAAAGUAAGGACCCAGUCACAGGGUUCUUACUUUCUCGUGGGUUGCACAGAUGUGCUGUUUUAUGUCUCUCUCAUACUAACUUAUUCUUGUCUUUGAGCAGAUGUUUAUAUGUAAAAGCAAAACUGGGUAUUGAAGGAAUAUAUUCCUUUUGUGGAACAUUGGCCCUGAUGCUCUGUGAUGUCCUCUAGGACAAUGCAGGGCUUCACUGGGUCGAUUGUAACCAAGCAAUUUAAAAUUUUGGUCAUUAACUUCUCAUCUCCAUUCUCCAUUGCCAAAGUCUUUGUCAGAACUACAAAUCUGUUGUCAAAAGGUUGUGCUUGCCAUUCUCAUCAUGGAGUUUCUCCUUAGGCCUAGAUUUCUUUGCAUGAAUGAGUGCGUGAAUGAGAGAGUGAAUGAAAACACACAGAGUACCUAACGUGUGCCAAGCGCUGUGCAGGGCACUUUCAAGUAUUAGAACAUCUUGUGAUUCCAGUGGCAUUUUCUGUAUAAGAGUUGUUCAUACCAUUUUAAGCGUUUUCCAGUAUGAUCAUGUUACAAAACCCUUACUUUUGUAUUUCAUUUAAAUUAAAGAAGGAAAGAAAUGGUUUAUAAUAUAUUUUAAACAAUGUGUUACUAUAUAAUACUAACAGCUAUUAUUGUAGUUAAUAACUAAAGUCUCUUGGAAAAUGUCAAGGAAAUACUUGAUUUCUGAUGCAACUUUGACUAAAAUAUCUACUUUAGAAAUAAAAACAUUCUUAUUUUGC